ACCCGAGCCUUCCCCCUUCGUCGUCUCAUCCUCCUCCUCCUCCUCUUUCCUCGAGCGAAGAAAACUAUCGGCGUUGUGUUCAAUUUCAGUGCCGGCGAAUUCCGUCGUCUGCGCCAACUUCGAAGAUGAGGCAUUCGGUGAAUCGCCCCCCAACACCAGAUGCAGCAGAGGAUCAGGAAAAGGAGCCUACCCUCCAAGAGAUUAUCAACAUCAAGGUCCGUUCUUCAGCUCAAUCAAACAUCUUUUGUGUCCUCGAUGCGGAAUUCGAUGGUAACCAUCUGAUAGAAAGUGGGGAGAAGGAACGGUUGAUGGAGCUGUUGAGGGAAAGGCUUACUGAGUGCGGUUGGAAGGAUGAAAUGAAAGCUCUUUGCAGGGCUUUUAUAAAGAAGAAAGGUAGAAACAAUGUCACUGUGGAUGAUCUCGUACAUGUCAUUACCCCUAAGGGAAGAGCCUCUGUACCUGAUCAUGUAAAGGCCGACCUGCUGCAAAGAAUUCGCACAUUCCUCGAUUCAGCUGCUUUAUAAUGGGCCGGCAUGUCACAUUGUCCAAGUGUGGAACUCCAACCCAAUUCGAAGCAUCGAGCUGUUGAAGGGGCAGGAUCAGGGGUCACUGCAGAUCGGAAGCACACAGGGCAGUGAGGACGGGAGGAGCAUUUCUUUCGACGGACAAAAACAACUUCGCUGUCUCGAAUGUGCUUGUAUUGUAGGUUACAAUGACAGAGAAAGCAUUGUGUUUUUUUGUAUAAUGUCAAUGAGUUCUGGAUGUGACUAUAUAUAUAGAGGGAACAAAUGGAGACCUUGUGAACGAGCUCGGAUAUCAAGUGUCAGGAUUUUAUUCGGACUGACU
Syzygium oleosum is the source of this 846-nucleotide messenger RNA. RefSeq names its product transcription and mRNA export factor ENY2. Bases 126 to 524 code for a protein of 132 amino acids. The record is from RefSeq and is a predicted model, not a curated record. Gene Ontology annotation, cellular component: SAGA complex; nuclear pore; DUBm complex. NCBI's taxonomy places the organism in Eukaryota, Viridiplantae, Streptophyta, Magnoliopsida, Myrtales, Myrtaceae. Gene Ontology annotation, biological process: positive regulation of DNA-templated transcription; poly(A)+ mRNA export from nucleus; regulation of transcription by RNA polymerase II. Gene Ontology annotation, molecular function: transcription coactivator activity; chromatin binding. The transcript is spliced from 5 exons.